Molecule: messenger RNA, 1831 nt
Organism: Gaeumannomyces tritici R3-111a-1
Lineage: Eukaryota; Fungi; Ascomycota; Sordariomycetes; Magnaporthales; Magnaporthaceae
Exons: 7
Coding region: 121-1611 (496 amino acids)
Biological process (GO): transmembrane transport
Cellular component (GO): membrane
Molecular function (GO): transmembrane transporter activity
Source: RefSeq, a predicted model, not a curated record
UUUUAUAGCAAAAAAAAAAAGCGCUGUCACAUAGCGGAUUGUCUCGGUCAUUUUGCGCCAGCGCCGGGCAGUGUCAGGCAAAACAAACGUUUCCAGACGAAUGACCUGACAAAAGCGGCCAUGCCCGAGUCAGAGCGACCCCCCAGCCCCAAGGUCCAUGUCGUCGAGGCGCAGCCCGUCGACGAUGAGAAGCUCAGCCGGCGUCUCAGCAAGGGUAGCCACAUGAGCGCACUGCAGGACAACACGGCUGCCCAGGGCCGAGCAUCGCCGCGAGACGACGAGAAAAAGGAGCCGGAUGCGACCGGUACGGGGAAGCAAGAAUCGCCAGUGGCGACCGAGGCUGAAUGCGGGGUCGGGUCAGCGCCAGCAACCCCGGCCAACACCGAACCGGCCGCCGAGAAAUGGAAUAUGCCCCGGGGCAACAUGGGGCGCCUGGCAUUCGUGUUUCUGUCUUUUGCCAUCGCUGGCCUCAACGACGGCGUGGUCGGGGCCCUGCUCCCCUACCUCGAGCGCUACUACGACCUGUCCUAUACCACCGUGUCGCUCAUCUUCCUGACGCCAUUUGUCGGCUACUCGCUCGCGUCCUUCACCAACGCGCGCAUUCACAUGGUGCUCGGCCAGCGCGGCGUCGCCGUCAUGGCGCCGCUGUGCCACAUCGUCACCUACGCCGUGCUGGCCGCGCACCCGCCGUACCCGGUCCUGGUCGUCGCCAAUAUGAUCUCGGGCUUCGGCAACGGCCUGCUCGACGCCUGCUUCUGCGCCUGGCUCGGCGUCAUGCAGAACGCAAACGCCCUGCAGGGCAUCCUGCACUCCAUGUACUCGCUCGGGGCAUUGUUUGCGCCCCUGAUUGCCACGUCGAUGAUUGUCACUUAUAAUCUGCCCUGGUAUACUUACUAUUAUUUAAUGGUCGGCAUCUGUGUCCUCGAGCUGGUCGGCCUGACCGUCCUCUUCUGGAAAAAGACUGGGGCCGUUUACCGCGCCUCGCAUGAGAACGAGCACGGCACUGAGUCCAAGGGCGCUGGUACGCGCGAGGCUCUCCGGUCCAAGGUCACUUGGCUUUGCUGCCUCUUCUUUUUCUCCUACAUGGGUGUCGAAGUCGGCCUCGGCGGCUGGAUCGUCACCUUCAUGCUCCGCGUCCGAAAUGCCUCGCCGUACGACGCGGGAAUAUCCGGCUCGGGCUUCUGGGCGGGCAUGGCGCUGGGCCGCGCCCUGCUGGGCUUCGUGACGGACCGGUUCGGCGAGCGCCUCUGUAUCUCGCUCUACUUGGUCGCGUGCGUCGCCCUGGAGCUGGUGUUUUGGCUCGUGCCCAACUUUGUCGUCUCGGCCGUCGCCGUCGCUCUGCUCGGCUUUUUCCUAGGACCCAUGUUUCCCGGCGCCGUUAUAAUGGCCACCAAGCUUCUGCCCAAGAAGCUCCACGUCAGCGCCCUCGGCUUCGGCAUGGCCAUGGGCGGAUCCGGCGGGACAGUGUUUCCUUUUAUUAUUGGUGCUGCCGCUGGGCAGAAGGGUGUAGAAGUUCUCCAUCCAAUUGUGCUGGGGCUACUGGCAUUGGUUGUCGUCUCAUGGCUCAUGUUCCCACGGUUGAAGAAGAAGGACGAAACAGUAUCGGCUUAAAAGGGUACCUAUCUACCAAGCCACCGCAAAGUCGAAGCGGUCGAAAUCGUGCAGAAUCCACCGAAUACCGGUCAUGGUUAGGUCUCGCCGACAAGAAAUUUACAGCCGCUGGCCAGCCUGGCCGGGCACAGUGCCCGCGACGCUGCCGGAGCCGAUGCCCGAGAUGCGGUACGGCAGCGACGAGGACGUGAGCGAGCCCCUCGGGGCCGUGUUCUGCGAC